Messenger RNA from Myripristis murdjan (pinecone soldierfish), 1696 nucleotides. RefSeq names its product P2Y purinoceptor 1-like. Gene Ontology annotation, biological process: G protein-coupled receptor signaling pathway. Gene Ontology annotation, cellular component: membrane. Bases 187 to 1227 code for a protein of 346 amino acids. The record is from RefSeq and is a predicted model, not a curated record. Gene Ontology annotation, molecular function: neuropeptide receptor activity. The transcript has a single exon. NCBI's taxonomy places the organism in Eukaryota, Metazoa, Chordata, Actinopteri, Holocentriformes, Holocentridae.
UGGGCGGGAGGUUUGCGUGCUUUCAUUUUUGUCUUUGUUGGUGUUGAUAUAAUGCACAGACACUCGCUGCUGCUUGCGAGCGCGGAGAGGAUAAUGUCUGAAAAACCGGCUGAUAUCCUCUUGUCGUUAGAAAAGAAGCAAGCUGUGGACAUUUGAAACAAAACUGACCGGGAAUAAAUCAGGGAAAUGUCGCAAGGAUCCGAGCGCGCAGCCAACCUGACCGAGUGCGAGGGGAUCAACCUGUCUUUUACGCACACCUUUCUGCCAAUCGUGUACGUCAUUGUGUUUGUCGUCGGGACUUUUUCCAACUUCUGGGGUUUACGGAGUGUGUGCAGAGGCUGGAAAAAGAUCGGGAACAUCAACAUCUUCAUGCUGAACCUGGGGCUGGCGGACCUGCUCUAUCUGUUCACCCUGCCGUUCCUGGUGGCCUAUUACGCGCACGACAGCCGCUGGCUCUUCGGCCAGACUUUCUGCAAAGUGACCCGCUUCUGCUUCAACCUCAACUUGUACGGCAGCAUCGGCUUCCUCACCUGCAUUAGCAUCUACAGGUACCUGGGCAUCGUGCACCCCAUGAAGGUGAUGGGCAAAAUCAACAACAUGCACUCGGUGGCCAUAAGCGCCCUGGUGUGGCUGCUGGUGUUCGUUCAGAUCGUCCCGGACAUGUUCUUUGAUAAAUCUCCGCCGAACUCAUCGUCCUGUUAUGACACCACGACCAACGACCUGAUCCCCAUUUACCUGCAGUACAGCGUCACAUGGACCGUCACGGGGUUUGCCAUACCUCUGCUCAUCAUUCUGCUCUGUUAUGGACAUGUUAUUGUGGUUCUCGCCACCAAAGCCAACGUCAACCCUCUGCUCAAGCAGCGCUGCUUGAAGCUGGUUGUCAUCCUGGUGCUGCUGUUCUCCAUCUGCUUUAUUCCCUAUCAUGUGUUCAGAAAUCUCAACCUCCAAACCAGGAUUUUGAAGCAGCGCGGAUAUUGCCACCCGAGCUUCGACGACAUCUACGUCGCCCACCAGAUCGGCCGAGGUCUGGUGUGCCUGAACAGCGCCAUUAACCCGCUCAUUUAUUUAGUAGGAAAUGAUGAUUUCCUAAUGAAGUUUCAUCAUCUCAGUAAAAGGGCCCGGCUGUCUGUGGCCGGAUGGACAAGCGUGGUCCGCUACCGCAAACCGACCGAGGUAGAGGGGGAGUCCCCUGUGGACCAUACGCUCACCUUCAACCGGCUGAUAUGAAGGAAACAAGGCACUGACACGUGAAGCGCCAUGUGGAAACACGGCCCUGCAUCUGUUAGCUGGCAUGUGAUGCCAACAGCACUUUUUCACACAAAGACUGAAAUGUGUGGGGACAGAGUGGGAUUAUUACCAUUUGGUCCAUGUGAUAAAUGAUCAAUACCAGGGUGCUUAGAGGAAAGGAUUCAAAUAUCUCUGGAUGUCUGUGUUUCUCCAUUAUAAUUACAAAAUGGAAAAAAAAAAAAAACUGUUGUCCAUGGCUGCUCCAUCUCUAAUAUGUAACUGACUGCUGUUUGAUGCAUUGAGGUCCAACUUUGUGCCGUAAACUGAUGUGAAUGUUUUUUCCACUUUCUGUGGUCUCUGAGUGUUAUUGUCUCUAAGCUUAAGAGCUGAUAUCCUGGGAUUGAUGCAGUGCAAGCCCUUUCAGGAAAAAGGAAAAAAAAUCCAACAUAACAAUACUCUCAUGCACUGC